Messenger RNA from Manihot esculenta (cassava), 875 nucleotides. RefSeq names its product cysteine proteinase inhibitor A. Gene Ontology annotation, molecular function: cysteine-type endopeptidase inhibitor activity. Bases 153 to 584 code for a protein of 143 amino acids. The record is from RefSeq and is a predicted model, not a curated record. NCBI's taxonomy places the organism in Eukaryota, Viridiplantae, Streptophyta, Magnoliopsida, Malpighiales, Euphorbiaceae. The transcript has 3 exons.
CUUUUGUUUAUUUGAUUUUUCGUGGACCAGAUCUGACUGACAAUUUCCUUCAAAUCAAGUCAUUACACCAACCGGUCACCAACGGAAAAACCAAACAAAUACCUUUCGAAGCAAACUUUUUAAGCAGAGAGAGAGAGAGAGAAGCAGCAAAGAUGGUGAUGGAUAGGGUUUCCGCAUUAUUGUUGAGUGUCUUGGUUCUGGGUUGUGGGUAUUGUUUUGAUUUGGGUCAUGGCAGACAGUUGAAUUUACUAAGGAUGAGGAUUCCUGGAGACCCUAGCGAUUGCAAGGGCUUUCAAAACAGCGUGGAGAUUGAAAGCCUCGCGAGAUUUGCUGUUCAAGAACACAAUAAGAAACAGAAUGCUCUUCUUGAGUUUGUGAGGGUGCUGAAGGUCAAAGAACAAGUAGUUGCUGGUAAGUUAUACUAUCUUACUCUGGAAGCAAUUGAUGUUGGUCAUAAGAAGUGGUAUGAAGCUAAAGUAUGGGUGAAGCCAUGGACGAACUUCAAACAGUUGGAGGAAUUCAAACAUGCUGAAAGUGAUCUUUCCUUUACACCUUCAGACCUUGGUGUGAUACAAGGUAACUAAAGACACUGCUAAAAUUUGAUCUGCUUCUGAAAGUGAGGAGAGGAAUUAAAGAAGAAAAUUUGGGGGUUGAAGUAACUAGAUGCUAUAGUAUGUUAUAAAGGUGUGGCUUGCUCUUCCUACCUGGUACAUUAUAUUUGUCAUAUAGAACAGAUAAAGACAUGACUUGAUUAUGCUUGCUUUGAUGUUUUGAUCUGUAAAUAUUGAUGCCCGAGGGGUAUUUCUCAUAUGAAUUGCCAUAUAAAUCACAUGUAUAUAUGUCAUUGACUGUAAUAAAAGUAACUUGUGUUGUUA